GGUUGAGUGCCGAAGUCUUUAUGAGAAAGUGGUUUUCGUCGCGGGGGGUGAGAAAAAAGCAAAGGAAAAAUUCAAGAAAGUCUGAUCACACGUGGGUCAUGACUACGUCGUACAUCGCGAGAUAUCAGGAUGAAUUUCUGCUCACGGAGACGCUUUCGCAUCACUCCUAUGCGAGCUCUGGCGGCAUUCUUCCUGAUGGUCGUACUGUUCUGGUAUAGCCUCAGUCGGCAAGAGAUUCCACAGCAGCCGUGUAGCGUGCCUGAAGAAUUUACCGAGAAAUUACACGAUCUCGCUUACAGGGCUCACUUGGUCCUCACUAAAUUGGGCAUCGUUCAUUUUCUCUGCCUGGGCGGCCUUUGGGGUCAAGUUCGAAUAGGCCGUGCACUUCCGUGGGCUCGUAAAGUGGAGCUAUGUUUGGUCGACACGCUCCGCGACGAUGUCUUAAUCACGAAAACCUUCCGGGAAGUCGGUUUGAGUGCAACCUACCUUCACGCGGCGGGGAUUUACAGGAUACAGGAGCACGAGGUCGGCGAGGACGCACCCAAGGUGGAGGUGGUUGUUUUCGAGGAAGACGCAGUGACGCAGAUGGUGAGGAGGGUCGGCUGGACCAGAAGGGUCCUGCCUCCGGAUUGCGAAUUCUCGCCGAGUCUACAGUGCUUUCCGCCACAAUUAGUGAUACCUCCCCUGCCGGCGAAACAAUUCGGCGGCCGACUGAUGCCGGUGCCACGAGAAGGCAUAGAAUUACAGAAAUAUCAUUAUCCCAACGACUGGUGGCUGGAGAUCAAGCCCACUGAUUGCACCGAGCCCCAAGAGACAAACGUGUAGUGUACAAUCAUGGUGCAAUUAAUCCUAGAGCGAUAUUAGAAACACGUACUGUAUAAUUCGCUAGAUCGGAACAUUGUCUAACCGCUGUUCAAUCAGCUUGAAUAUAGAACAUAAUCGAGUUAUGAUUUAGUUAAUUUAUAGUGUCCAAUUGAUAAUUAGCUUGGACUGUAAUGAAGAAAGGUACUGAGGUAUUUUAUUAUAACCAAGAUACUUUCUAGAAGUAGACACGACGAAUAGACAAUGUGCAUGUGAUAACGCUAGAUUUUUUUAGUUACCGCGUAAUUGUUUAUAGAUCGAUCUAAUUUAGUUUUCUAAAAGGUUCGAUCGGCGUAUACAACGUGACGACGCAGUUAUCGCUUAUAGAAAGUAUUCAAGUGCUGUCAUAAAAUGAAACGUACGGUAAUAUUAUUGGUAGUGAUCGACUGCUAAUCAUCGUAGCGAUUGUGUCAUUAGAUGACUAUAAAUAGAUUAAAAUUAUAAGUCAUCUUUUCUAAUCGUUUCUCAUUCCUGAGAUCUUCCUAUUAUUGUCAUAUUUUUUUUUAUAUAUCGCAUUUUUUAAUUGUUUCUCUUAAGCUUCUAAUUUGUAAAACUUUACAAACCGGUGAUUUAUAUUUACUAUAUACAAUUACUGAAAUUACUGUGUGAACGACUUUUUAUGCAUUUUUACACUUUUUAAAAAUCUUUUUUGAUUAUUUAAGCUGGGAGUUUUGAAAUACAGUAACAUUUACACUACCAUAAGUGCUAAGAAGAUUAAAGUAUAAUACAUGUAUGUGAAUACAUGUUUAAUAAUUAAUGUUCAUAUAUUCUUCGAAGAGCAAGGUACUUUAUACCUAAUCGUGAAGUUAUAGGGAAAAUAUACAAUAGAAGAUAAACUACGUGUACUGAAAAGGCAUUGCUAGCUUUAACUUUUACUCUAUUGUACACUUAUUUAUACGUUUAUACACAAUGCGCUUUUUAUACGAAAACAUAUGUCUUCUUAAAAUGAUGUACUUCAUUUAAUUGAUUAAUUAUGGAUAACUGUUACUUCAAUAGGCAAUCUUGUUAUAAUUUAUUAUAAGCUGUAAUGGCAACCGUAAUUAUUAUUCAGUGUAAAAUAGUGGAAAACAAUCGUACGCAAUAAAAUGUAUUCGUUGUACUUCUACUGUCCGCGCGCGCGAACUUGUGUUAAUACAAUUAUAAAUGUAAUUGUAACAAUGCAUUUCGUAAUGUUAUAGUUACAUCCCAAAAUCUUUCAGGGAUUGAAUAAAAAUCUAGAAAAUA
Molecule: messenger RNA, 2085 nt
Organism: Temnothorax curvispinosus
Lineage: Eukaryota; Metazoa; Arthropoda; Insecta; Hymenoptera; Formicidae
Exons: 4
Coding region: 130-825 (231 amino acids)
Source: RefSeq, a predicted model, not a curated record